AUGUCUAAUUUUAAAGAGUUGUGUAAAAUCAAGACCGAAUUUGGAGGAAUUGAAGUAACCAAAUUGAAAUCCAGCAAAACUGGAUUAUCGGUUGUGUUGGUUGAUGUCGAAGCUCCACUUGUCAAUGGAUUUUUUACCGUUGUUACCGAAGCUGUUGACGAUAACGGGUGUCCUCAUACUUUAGAACAUUUGGUUUUUUUGGGUAGCGAGUUGUAUCCAUACAAGGGAGUCUUGGACUCAUUAGCGAACCGCGCGCUCGCUCGAGGAACGAACGCGUGGACGGCGGUUGAUCACACGUGUUACACGAUCACGACCGCUGGAAGCGAAGGUUUCUUGAAUCUGCUGCCAAUAUAUGUGGAUCAUAUUUUAUAUCCUACUUUAACCGAGAGUGGUCAUUAUACCGAGGUUCACCAUAUAAAUGGAAAAGGCGAAGAUGCUGGUAUGGGAUUUUGGUUAUUGCGUAGGGGUAUAAACGCGACUUUUAUCUCGAUUAUGAUUUUGCGUUGGAUGUUUAAUAAUAUCAGCGAUCAUUUAUUUUUACAGGUUGUCUACAGUGAAAUGCAGGGUCGUCAGAAUUCUAGUGAAAGUUGCGUCUCGUUACGAUAUCAGCGACUGAUGUAUCCUGAAGGCUGUGGAUAUCGUAGCGAAACGGGAGGAUUGAUGGAGGCUCUUCGAAAGCUUAAUGUCGAGACAAUUCGUAAAUACCACUCGGACUACUAUAGACCUGAUAAUCUUUGUCUGAUUAUCACUGGAAAAGUUGAUUUUAAUGCGUUAUUAAAAGUUCUUGAACCGCUAGAUGAAAGGAUUGCCUCGAAGGGAGCAUUGCCUUCUCAUAAAAGGCCAUUCGUAGACUCACCACCAGUUCCACCGUUAGAAAAGUCCAUACGAGAGGUAGUUGAAUUCCCUGACGAGGAUGAGAGUAUGGGUGAAGUGCUAAUUGCUUGGUUUGGACCUUACAUUCAUGUAAGAAUUUUCUAUGAUUUGCUGCAUCGGAAAGUUUGGUUAUUAAAUUUUAAAUUUGUUAUAGGAAUACCUGGACAUCCGUAUCUUACUGAUUCGGCUGUGUCAGUGUUACAAAAAGAGUUUGUGGAAAUUGAGGAUCCGUUGUGUACAGACAUUGAUAUGUCAAUUGACGAACAAACUCGAACCGCCAUUUUGGCUACAUUCGAAAAUGUACCUGCCGAAGAUCUAGAAGAGUUGGUUGACGGAGUUUUUGAAGUGCUCAAUAGGAUUGUGAACGAAGAUGGAAUUGAUAUGGAGCGUAUGAGAAUCGUUAUACAGAGGGAUCGGUUAAAGACCUUAAAUGAAAUUGAAAAUGAUCCACAUUAUACUUAUUCCGAAGCCUGCAUUAUUGAUCAUUUGUACGGAAAAGAGAAUUGUGAAGAUCUUGAGAGAGCUGUCAAAGAUCUGCGAUAUUACGAUGAGAUUUUGAAUUUUAGUGAAGAGCGAUGGAUCGAGUAUCUGAAAAAGUAUUAUGUUGACAAACCUCACGUUGCCAUACUCGGUCACCCUUCGUCGGAAUUCGCCAAGAAACUUUCCGCCGAUGAAAAGCAACGUAUCGAAGAACAGCGCAAGACGCUAGGUCCCAAAAAACUAGAAGAGCUGGAAAAAAAAUUAGAAGAGGCCAAACAUUUAAAUGAUGUUCCAGUGCCUCAUGAAAUCAUAGACAAUUUCCCAGUACCAAGUGUUGAGACUAUUCCGUUUAUUAAUGUUAUUACUGGGCGUAAUAAAUCCGAAGGAAGAUUUAACAACGUGGUUCAAGAAUAUCUUGAUAGUGACGUUCCGUCAAAGGAGUUGCCUUACUUUAUUCAAUAUGACCAUGUCGACUCUUCGUUCAUAACGCUCACGGUUUACAUUACCACAACAGCCAUUCCCGCGGAACUUCGUCCCUAUCUCGAAAUAUACAUGGAAUCAUUCUUUAGUCUUCCAUUGAAUAUUGAAACCGAAGGGGGCGAACGUAAACAAUUAUCAUUCGAAGAGGUUGUGUCAGAACUCAACAAGGAUACGGUAUCAUAUUCAUGCUCGUUGGGUUUGGAGGGAUCAUUUAAGGAGAUGAUAUGCCUGAUGGUCAAAGUUGAGGCUAGUAAAUACGAAAAGGGAAUCCGAUGGCUACGUGACUUGUUGUGGAAUACCGAGUUUGCGGCCGAAAGGCUUAAAAUUUGUGCGACAAAGUUGUUUAACGAUAUACCGCAAGCUAAACGCGAUGGUUAUGACAUGUCUUCAACAGUGUUGCGAAUAAUUCAUUAUGACCCUCUCAAAUCGAACAAGUAUGCAUUAUCCGUGCUGAACCAAGAAAAGGUUUUACCCAAUGUUAUUGAAUUGUUGGAUAAAGAUCCUGAAAAAGUGAUCGAAGAAUUUCGCCGGUUCAGAAAUACUUUGAUUUCACCAGAGAAUCUAAGAAUUCACGUGAUUGGUGAUAUCCUAAAAAUUAAACGGCCAAGGAAUAGCUGGAUUGAUGAUUUCAAAAUAGUUUCGGAUAUACAACACUUGUCUCCUAUUCCAUUGGCGCAAAAUGUGUUGACCGAGUUUGGACGUCAGCCCGGCAAUAAGGGGUACAUUGUGGAAUUACCGGCAAUCGAAAGUACUUUUGCUAUUCUCGCGGCUAAAGGCCCAACAACAUAUGACUCCCCAGAUUUGGCACCUCUCCUAGUGUUAUGCGAAUUAUUACAAACAAUGGAGGGACUAUUCUGGAAAUUGAUUCGUGGGCAAGGACUGGCUUACAGCGUUGGGCUAAGAGUCACAGUUGAAUCAGGUCAUAUACUCCUCACUAUAUACCGCUCACCGGAUGCUUUUAAAGCCUUUGAUCAGGCAAGGCAGGCUGUUCAAGAUUUAGCCGAACGAAAGAUUGAAUUCGACAAAUCGGGAUUUGAUGGAGCUAAAUGUGGAGUUAUCUAUAGUCUUGUUAAGAACGAAGGUAGUAAACAAAAAACGGCAAGGGAAUCGUUUGUAUUGCAAGUUUUGAAAAACAUGGAUGCUUCUUAUAAUAGGAAAUUGAUUUCAUUAGUUCAAGGCGUGAAAAUUGAAGAUCUUCACGCAAUGUUGUCAAAGUACGUGACUAAAUUAUUCUUACCGGAAUCUUCUAACGUUGUGAUCGUUUCCGCUGUUGGUAAAGUUGAG
This is a messenger RNA of Acaulospora morrowiae, 3117 nucleotides long. The record is from the annotation of a GenBank genome assembly. NCBI's taxonomy places the organism in Eukaryota, Fungi, Glomeromycota, Glomeromycetes, Diversisporales, Acaulosporaceae.